Molecule: messenger RNA, 737 nt
Organism: Plectropomus leopardus (leopard coralgrouper)
Lineage: Eukaryota; Metazoa; Chordata; Actinopteri; Perciformes; Serranidae
Gene: mrps12
Product: mitochondrial ribosomal protein S12
Biological process (GO): translation
Cellular component (GO): small ribosomal subunit; ribosome
Molecular function (GO): structural constituent of ribosome
Source: RefSeq, a predicted model, not a curated record
GGUGGUCGGGAGCUCAUGUUGCACGUUAUGAUGUGAAGUCCUUGGUGCAUUUUUCUCUGAAAAUGCGAUAAAUAUUGUCCAGUUUCCUGAUUAUAAACUCCGUGUAUCGCUGCGGUUAUUUUCCGGUAACCUGCUGGUGUCGACGGUUCGUCUGGAUUCUCUGAUCCGAAAUGUCUUCAUUAUGGAGCCUCCGGCCGAUGCUGACGUCUCUGCUCCAAGCGUCCCAGCAUGCCUCAGCCUGGACCGGUCCCAUCCUCUCCAGGACGAUGGCCAUCAACCAGAUGCACCGCAAGGGGAAACCCAAAACGCCUCCUAAGCCUAUCAGCGCCACGUUCGGCCGUCCGCAGAUGAGGGCGGUGAUCCUGAAGACCAUGAUCCGAAAACCCAAGAAGCCCAACUCCGCCAACAGGAAGUGCGCUCGAGUGCGGCUGUCCAACGGGAAGGAGGCGGUGGUGUUCAUCCCCGGGGAGGGACACAACCUGCAGGAGCACAACGUGGUGCUGGUGGAGGGCGGGAAGAAGCAGGACCUGCCCGGAGUGAAACUGCGAGUGGUGCGAGGGAAAUAUGACUGUGCUCACGUGGUGAAGAAGAAACAGUAGAGGAGCAACGCCGCUGUGUGUGUGUGUGUGUGUGUGUGUGUGUCCGAUGUCUCAUUAAUAAAUGUGUGUGUUCUUCUUAUCACGUGGGUGAAUUUCUCGAGAGUCAGAUUUUAGACGCAGAUAGACGUCACAUACACA